AUGCGUUAUACGGAAGGCCGGUGGCUUGCAGGAUGGGUCGAACUCCGGGUUGAAAAAGCCUUCCUCGGCCUUCAGCCCCGGUCCGAUCCUUCUCGUUUUCCGUUGCCGGUUUGUUUCAUAUCCGUUUCCAGAAUACACUCAGCCCCGGACAAACAGGACAUGGACCCGAAUCAUUCCAAGAUCAUACUGGUGACAGGAGCCAAUCAAGGCCUCGGCCUCGCGGUCAUUGAAGUCGCCGGCAUACGCUAUCCGUCCAACACGUACAUUCUCGGUGCGCGAGACAUCCAGAAGGGCAAGGGGGCGAUUGCUGAGCUCCGUGACCGCGGAGUCAGCGCCCCCAUUGACGUAGUGGAGCUGGACGCGACCAACGACGCCCACAUCGCCGCCGCCGUCCGACAUGUGGAGACGCAGUACGGGCGGCUCGACGGUAAGGCCCGCGCGCCGCAUUCAUCUUAG
Messenger RNA from Monascus purpureus, 456 nucleotides. The record is from the annotation of a GenBank genome assembly. NCBI's taxonomy places the organism in Eukaryota, Fungi, Ascomycota, Eurotiomycetes, Eurotiales, Aspergillaceae.